GGAGGAUGCACUCCGGGGUCCAAGCGGCUUCCCCGAGCUCCGGUAUUUGCAAACGCUCUAGGCGGCGGCUAGCAGCUCCAGCUCGGGCAGCGGCGGCAUCUUCCGGAGUCCCGCGGCGAAGAUGCUCAAAGUCAAGGCGCCCUCCUGUUCCUCCUCGACCUGCUCGGUCAGCGCUAGUACCUCGGGGACUGGGAACGUCGUCCCAGAUUACUGGAUCGACGGCUCUAACCGGGAUGCUCUGACCAAUUUCUUCGACGUGGAGUCAGAGCUGGGACGGGGUGCUACAUCCAUUGUGUACAGAUGCAAACAGAAGGGGACCCAGAAGCCCUAUGCUCUCAAAGUGUUAAAGAAAACAGUGGACAAGAAGAUAGUAAGAACGGAAAUAGGAGUGCUGCUGCGCCUCUCGCACCCGAACAUCAUAAAACUUAAGGAAAUAUUUGAAACCCCCGCAGAAAUCAGUCUGGUCCUUGAGCUCGUCACGGGAGGAGAACUGUUUGACAGGAUUGUGGAAAAGGGGUACUACAGCGAGCGAGAUGCUGCGGAUGCGGUGAAGCAGAUCCUGGAGGCGGUUGCUUACCUUCAUGAAAAUGGGAUUGUCCAUCGUGAUCUCAAACCGGAGAACCUUCUCUAUGCAACGCCAGCCCCAGACGCACCACUCAAAAUUGCUGACUUCGGACUCUCUAAAAUUGUGGAACACCAAGUGCUCAUGAAGACAGUAUGUGGAACCCCGGGGUACUGCGCACCUGAGAUUCUCCGGGGCUGUGCCUAUGGACCUGAAGUGGACAUGUGGUCUGUAGGAAUAAUCACCUAUAUCUUACUUUGUGGAUUUGAACCAUUCUAUGAUGAAAGAGGUGAUCAGUUCAUGUUCAGGAGAAUUCUGAAUUGUGAAUAUUACUUUAUAUCCCCCUGGUGGGAUGAAGUAUCUUUAAAUGCCAAGGACUUGGUCAGAAAACUAAUUGUUUUGGAUCCCAAGAAACGGCUGACUACAUUCCAGGCCCUCCAGCAUCCGUGGGUCACAGGGAAAGCAGCCAACUUUGUCCACAUGGACACUGCUCAGAAGAAGCUCCAGGAAUUCAAUGCUCGGCGCAAGCUUAAGGCAGCAGUGAAGGCUGUGGUGGCCUCCUCUCGGCUGGGAAGUGCCAGCAGCAGCCACACCAACAUCCAGGAGGGCCAGAAGGGCAGCCCAGAUUCAUCUCCAUCCCAAGAUGUCAAGGACAACACAACACUUCCGGAAAAGGAAAGGCAAGAAGCGGCCCAACGGGCAGAUGAGGUUACUGAGGGUGAGAUGAAGCAGCCGUCCACGGAGCAGGAGAAAGAUGCAGAUGCAGAAGAGGUGGAAGUCACCUUGAUAGUGCCUCCACUCCCGGAGGAUGACAUGAAGACGGAUGACCCAGAGGCAGUGAGGAGCUCUGAGGAGAACCUCCAGACUUUCGAGGAAGAAACAGAUCCCACCGAUGAGGAGGAAGACCCUGAUGAGGGGUUUGGGGUCUCAAAGCAGAAUGUGAAUCUGCCAGAGUACUAAGCUGGCGCCCUUUAGGUCCAGAGACCAACCCCAACAUUUUAUGUACUUUUCAGCAAGGAAGGUGGGAAAGCAUGAUACGCACGAUAGUGAUUCUGUUUUGAGGUGCAAAAACCCCCCAUAUAUACCAGUUGGUAAUCCUAACUUCAGUGCAUGUGUUUGCUUUAUGAAAUAAUGGUGUUUUCUGCGGCAUGUAACAGAUACCUGAUACCAAUGAGUUAAAACUGACAUAUCCAACAAAGAACACAACACUUAAAAACCAACACUCUCAGCUGUUGGUGGCACAUAUUUGAGGUACAGUGGCAAACUGACUUUUCUUUGAGAGCUUAGGCAUCCUACACCCUCAGAAGUCUUCAGAGAUGGUAAUUCCUUUGAACUCAACUGAAACCAGCUAGAGUUACAAGGCACUUCCCCCAUGACUUUCCAGACACUCUCAGUGGGUUUGGCUGGGUAGAGGGGGUGAUUAUAAAAGACAAGUGUGGAGUGUGCAAAAACAUCCACAGUGUUGAGAAGCUGAAGCGUUCUUACAAGGCCCUGAGUCUAUAGCCCCCUCAAGUGUAUGCAGAGAAUGUCACAUUUUGUUCUUAAGAACACUACUUAAGAAUACUUAUAAUGUUCAUCAUAAAAUUCUACCAGUUCACAAUUCUUGGGAAGUGAAUUCCUUAA
Messenger RNA from Psammomys obesus (fat sand rat), 2185 nucleotides. RefSeq names its product calcium/calmodulin dependent protein kinase IV (gene Camk4). The coding region runs from base 122 to 1522 and encodes 466 amino acids. The transcript is spliced from 12 exons. NCBI's taxonomy places the organism in Eukaryota, Metazoa, Chordata, Mammalia, Rodentia, Muridae. Gene Ontology annotation, molecular function: calmodulin binding; ATP binding; calcium/calmodulin-dependent protein kinase activity. The record is from RefSeq and is a predicted model, not a curated record. Gene Ontology annotation, biological process: protein phosphorylation.